Molecule: messenger RNA, 3081 nt
Organism: Xenopus laevis (African clawed frog)
Lineage: Eukaryota; Metazoa; Chordata; Amphibia; Anura; Pipidae
Gene: rwdd3.L
Product: RWD domain containing 3 L homeolog
Exons: 5
Coding region: 88-900 (270 amino acids)
Source: RefSeq, a predicted model, not a curated record
GUUGAGUAAUGUCGCCACCUUGUGGAAAGACACCGCGUAGUCAUUGAGCGAGGAGACGAGGAAAUCUCGCGUUAUGAGGCGUUCGACAUGUCUGAGUCUUCGCUGGAGGAGGUUGCUGUGUUGUCUGCGAUAUACUGUAGGGACGGGGAAUGUGAAGUACUCUCCAGUUCAGUAAAUGGAAUAACAGUAAUGAUUCAGACAAGCGUGCAACGGAUAACAGGAUCAGAAAUUCAUCUAAAGCUUAUUUUUGACCUGCCAGUUGAAUAUCCAUCCAGUCUGCCCAAUAUUUCUGUCAGCUCUGAAGAACUUAGCAGAGCUCAGUGUAAAGACUUGAGGGACAAAUUGGUUGAACAAGCCAAGCAGCAUAUAUUGGAACCUAUGAUACAUGACUUGGUCGUGUGGACACAACAGAAUCUAAACAACCUCAUUGUGCAACCCGAACCAUCGAUCUUGGAGGGACAGUUCCCUCUCUCAUUAGACACAAUAACGGAAGAGGUGACAUGGACAAUUCUUUUGCGUUUAGAUCACAUGAGGGCUAAGAGCAAAUAUGUCAAAACUGUGGAAAAAUGGACAAAUGACUUGAAGUUGUGCGGAAGACUAAUGUUCUUGGGCAAGAUAAUACUGAUUCUUCUUCAAGGGGACAAACAAAGCACCAGGGAUUAUUUAGUGCUCCAGAAAACCUGUAAAGUAGAUGUGGACUCAAGUGGAAAGAAAUGCAAAGAGAAAAUGAUCAGUGUUCUGUGUGAAACCAUAUUACCACCGAAGCAGAAAAGAUUUGCUACAUUUGAAGUUAAAGAAUAUUCAUCAGGACAUUUGGAAUGGGAAAGUGAAGCGGUGAAUUUGUUCCAGAGCUUGCUGUCUGCCUUGGCUGCCUUCUUAAGGGCGCAAUUAGCUGCAUAGUGAUACUUAGCGUUCCCAGAUGCAUUGCACCACGAAUCUUCGGCUCUGAUCUUGGAUUAUGUAUUUGGAUAUGGACGAUCUUUCCCCUUCAGUACCUUGCUCAGCUGGACAGAUUUCAAGGCUUGACUCGUCAUGUGGUCAGACUUCAGUUCCUUCUAUUCCUUGUUGGCUCAGUUGCUUGGACAGACUUUUUUUUUUUUUUAAAAAAAAAACAGUUGCACACGUGGGGUCAAAUAAGAAAGAUUUUUGGCUUUAAAUCUGUAAAUUUUUUCAAUGUGCUUUGAUUUUGAUGUCAUCCUUCUACUGGAAUUACAAGCAGAAACAAACUUUUUUAUCUGGUACAGUUUUGCAAAAAAAACACACACAUCAUUAUUAUGGGCCCCUUACCUUCCACAUCAAUGAAUUGGAGACCUCCACUGUCUGUUUAAGAAGCUGUACAGGGUAAUUAGCAACAUGGGAGCCAUUUUUUAUGAACAAUAGUUGUAACAUAAUGGAAAUGAACUCCCCUAACAAAGUAGGGCAAUGCUAUAACUUCAAAGUAAUUUCACCUUCCCUUUGACCCCAAUGCAUUAGGCAAAAUGUAGGUUUUCAGUAGUCCAUUUACAUCUCUUUAUGGGCCACACAAAAUUCUCCACCAGACAGUACAUUUUAAAAGACAGGUUAAUUUAUCUUUUAAAAAUUUUUUUAAAAAAAAUUGUCUUUUGUUGUUUGGAUUGGAUUAUUACACUUUAAAUAUAAGCAAUGGUAAUAGCAAUGGGAAAGGCAUUUAUAAAAAAAACUAGUAUUUUGGCUGUCUGUGUCAAUUUUUAAUUAAAGGAAAGUUGCUUUAUUUUUAUGUUCUUUCAUUAUGCCAAAAUGUUUUUGGAUGGCGUUUCCCUUAAAAUGUCAUUUUAAAGUGAACUUCCCUUUUUUAAAAAAAAAAAAAAAAAAAAGAAAUCUAAAAUAAUUGUUCUCAAUGUCACAAUAUCUUCCUAAUAGAAGGUUCUGUUUAACUAGCCCAUAGCGGAGUAUGCAAUGCAUAUAGAGGAACAAAUAUCUAACAUUUUACUAUUUUUUUCCUAUGACAAUUCAAGAAAAACAUUUUUGUAUGUGUUUGUAACAGUUCACAAAUUAUUUUUCAGUAUUGCAAGUUCUCUUGUAAUUUAUUCAAACGUAUUUCAUAUUUUCAGUUUGUCUGGGGGGUUGCCUGCCCUGAAGGGUUAAAAGAAAUCAUUGCAACCUAUGCAACAUAGAAUCUAGUUUUUCAGCAUUCUCUAAAAAUUUUGAUUGAAAAACAAAAAUGUUUUUAUAAAGGAGUAAUGUCUUUAAACUGGCUUGUUAUUAGAAUGUUUCCCAUGGGAGAAAACAUGUUUACUCUUAUUUUUCUUGAUUGUAAUUGAUUGUAAAUAAUUAUAAAUUGCCCCAAUAAACAAUUUCCCCUCAGAAAACGGGGUUGUGACCAAGAAUUGAAAAGGAUAUUUACAAAUGUAAGUAAACCUGCUCCUACAUCUAAGUAAAGACAAUUUGGAUAUGCUUUAUUCUUCUGCUCCUCUUGUGUUGUACAUAAUGGUGCCAUUUUAUACAUUUUGACAUUUCCAUGAUUGUGCUUCCUCAUAACUCUUCCUUGUCUAUUCUUUUUAUUGGCAUUUUCUUAAUUUCACUGAAAUGUGCUGUUCCAUCUUCAGAAGUAUCCUGCUCCGAACUAUAGACAAUAAAACUUUAAAUCAGUUAUAUAAAAGGAAGGAACUCUUAGUGUACUCCAGAGAGAAGCAUUCAUUUUCUUACAAGAAUGUUAAUGGGCAUUGCACAUCUGUGCACUUUCCCGUUCAACAGGAAAAUAAGGAAGUUUCCAUAGCUACAAACUCAUCUUUUAGAACCUAUACUACCUGUGACAUACAGAGCUUUUUGUUUGAAACCUUAUCUGUCUCCAUAUGUGCUAUAAAAUAUAAAUGUAUUCAUGACAAUAAUAAACUCAAUUGUUUUUGUUUCCAUCUACCUAGAUUUUUUUUAAAGUUAAUUUGCCGAAAACUUUUUUGACUACAUUUAAUGGCUGCUACCAAUAACAUGCUGCAUGCCUUUUUUUUUGUUCUUUUUUUCUGUAUUAUAAUUUUUGUACUUUUCCCCUGAUGAAGACCUUUAUUGGUUGAAAUGCGUUGGGCCAAUAUUUUAAUUGUUACAUGGAAUAAAAUUUACUUAAAUUUU